Messenger RNA from Pelobates fuscus (common spadefoot toad), 2607 nucleotides. It is a transcript of the gene SPPL2A, whose product is annotated as signal peptide peptidase like 2A. The transcript is spliced from 16 exons. Gene Ontology annotation, molecular function: aspartic endopeptidase activity, intramembrane cleaving. Gene Ontology annotation, biological process: membrane protein proteolysis. NCBI's taxonomy places the organism in Eukaryota, Metazoa, Chordata, Amphibia, Anura, Pelobatidae. The record is from RefSeq and is a predicted model, not a curated record. Gene Ontology annotation, cellular component: lysosomal membrane; Golgi-associated vesicle membrane; cytoplasmic side of endoplasmic reticulum membrane. The coding region runs from base 264 to 1865 and encodes 533 amino acids.
CCCGCACAUGCGCAGUCCCCGGCUGCGCCAGCUGUCACUUGUUGUUAUACGGAGCCGGGUUGGAGCAGCUCACACACAGUCACCACCCCGGCCUCUUCAGAUACAGCACUGCGGGCCGGACCCGCUCUCCCCGGACACAGACCGCUUUCCCCGGACACUGACCGCUCUCGGAGCCCGCCACCCUCCCCCCGGCCAGGCUGUGUCCGCGAUAGAUGAGCCCCUGGCAGGCUGCCUAGCGGUAACAGACAGCUUCCACCGGGACAAUGGGCCUCCUCCGCCCGCUGGGCCUCCUGCUGCUGGUGCUAUGGCCUCAGAUUUACGCAGAUGAAGGUAUUCUACAUGCAGUUGACGAAAACAACAGUGUUUCUAAGGAUUAUUGUAUAACUUACAAUUCAAAUUGGACCACCAUGCCUUUAACCUACAAAAAUGAAACUUCUUACAAGCUUGAAAACCGGAGUUCAGUGGACUUGUGUAUUAAAACUGACAUUCUCACAACAGGUGUGAAGGACAAGGCAGUCGUGGUAAUUAUUGGGAAGUGCUCCAUUCUGGACAAGGCCAAAAUUGCACAGGAAAAUGGCGCUAAAAUGCUGCUUGUUACAAACAAAGACAGACUGCCUCGCAUGGCAGAAAACAAAAGUGGGUAUGAAAAUUUGACAAUCCCUAUUGCCUUUGUGGGUUAUGAAGACAUAAUGGGCAUGAGCCAGGUCUUUAGUAGCAGUAUUAAUGUCACACUCUAUGCUCCACAAUCGUCGCUGUUGGAUUACAGCAUGCUGAUCAUCUUUCUAAUUUCUGUGUUCACUGUGGCACUUGGAGGUUACUGGAGUGGAUUGUCAGAACUAGAAGAUCUGAGGCCCUCAUCUGGUUUUAGUGAAAUACGAACGCAGAAGCAAAAGGAUGAUAAUGUGACACUCACUCCUCUCACAGUUGUCCUGUUUUUUGUUGUAUGUUGUGCAAUGCUGCUACUGCUCUACUACUUCUAUGAGUGGUUAGUAUACGUUAUUAUUGCGGUCUUUUGCUUGGCAUCUGCAAUGAGCCUGUUCAACUGCCUGUCUGCGUUGAUUUAUAACAUCCCAUAUGGACAAUGCAGAAUUUCCUGCUUCAGUAAAAGCGCAGAAGUGAGGCUCCUUAUUCUGGCAGCUUUUUGUAUAGCUGUAUCUGUGACUUGGGCUGUAUUCCGUAAUGAAGAUCGGUGGAUUUGGAUAUUACAAGAUAUACUAGGAAUCGCCUUUUGCCUUAACUUUAUUAAAACACUCAAGAUGCCGAAUUUCAAGGCAUGUGUCAUACUGCUGGGGCUUCUGCUUGUGUAUGAUGUUUUCUUUGUCUUUAUAACUCCAUUCUUUACAAAGAAUGGAGAGAGUAUUAUGGUAGAAGUUGCAGCAGGACCUUCAGGAAACACAGAGAAGAAUGGUGAGAACUGGUUGGAAGUCCCCGGUGCAUCCAUUGUCACCCACGAGAAAUUACCUGUGGUCAUUCGAGUUCCAAGGAUGGAAUUUUCUGCAAAUAAAUUAUGUGGAGGUUCUACUUCAAUACUGGGGUUUGGGGAUAUAAUAGUACCUGGCUUAUUGGUAGCAUACUGCCGAAGAUUUGAUGUUCGAACAACUUCUUCAAGUGUUUAUUAUAUUUCAUGCACCAUAGCUUAUGCCGUAGGGAUGGUGAUCACAUUUGUAGUUCUAAUUGUGAUGAAGAGAGGUCAGCCAGCCCUAUUAUAUCUGGUACCAUGUACCCUUAUCACCAGCUCUGCCAUUGCUCUGAUAAGGAAGGAGAUGAAGAAAUUUUGGAAUGGUGGUGGUUACGAGAUAAUGGAGCAUGUGGAUAAUGCUGUCAGUGAAGAAAAUGCAACAUGUGGGGAUCAAGAAUCACAAUGAUUGAACUGUUAGAAUUGAAUUACUCUUUUAUUUUAUUUUGUAUAGAAAUUGAUUUCGAGCUUUGAGCUGGGUUUUACAGAUGUUAAAUCACUUUUUUUUUUUUUUUUUUUUUUUGGAACCCAAUUUCAGGGGAGCUUUCCAAUACAUAUAUUGAAUGGGGAUUGUAAUGUAAUAUGAAAUAUUUUGCUAGAUAUUUUUAUAAAGCACAAUUUUUUUUGUAAUGAACGAUAAAAUAUUGUUUCAUGGAAAACAAAUUCCUAUUAAAUUGUGCCUUAUUUAGACUGUACCAUUCAUUUAAUCUAUGCAUUACUAAAACCGUAAUGUACUAUGGUUUGUACAAGCAUAUAUGAUGCUAUAGUUGUGCAGAUGCGUUUUUUUUUUUGUUAAAUCUUUAUUACACUACAUUACACUAACAUAAUCGCUUUCUGAACUAUGUAAGUAUCCCAUUCCCACAUCACAGAACUUCUGUGUGCUGAUAACUUUUGUGUAAAAAGAAAAGAAAAUCUAGUGUUAUAAACUGAAUAACACAAUAGUCCUGAUAAACUGAGGAAACUGGAGCUAUGAACAAUUUAAGCUUAAAGGGUCUCUCCAGUGCCAAGAAAACAAUCGGUCUUCCUGGCACUGCAGGUCCCUUGUCCCUCCCACCUCCGAAUCCCCGGUUGCUAAAGGGGUGAAAACCCUUCAGUCACUUACCAGAGGCAGCGAGAUGUCCUACGUCGCUGCUUCUUCCUCCGAGGCCGCU